This is a messenger RNA of Arabis nemorensis, 2613 nucleotides long. NCBI's taxonomy places the organism in Eukaryota, Viridiplantae, Streptophyta, Magnoliopsida, Brassicales, Brassicaceae. The record is from the annotation of a GenBank genome assembly.
AUGACUAUUAGUGUCAACCAGAUAUACAAAGUUGCUUUCCCCUCGAGCGAAGAGGCUCUUCAGAUCUUGUCAUAUUCAGCGUUUGGGCAAAGAACUCCACCAAGAGGUUACUUGAAGCAAGCUGUUGAAGUGGCUAAGCUCGUUGCUCCUUUGCCAUUUGGUCUCAAGGUCUUAGGCUCUGCUUUACGUGGGAAGAGCCAAGAGGAGUGGGAAACGGCACCGGCUAAACUUGAUACUUGUCUUGCCGACAAGGACGAUGUCCGUAGGAACUUUCUAAGCCACCUUCAAAAGGAGCUACAACUUAGGGGAAUCAAUGCAUUCAAAGAUGAUGGAAUCAAGAGAAGCCGAUCCAUAUGGCCUGAACUCAGAAACGCUAUCUGGGAAUCAAGGGUUUCUAUAGUCGUUCUCUCGAGAAACUACGCUGGUUCAAGCUGGUGCUUGGACGAGUUGCUAGAGAUCAUGGAUCGCAGAGAAGCCACGGGACAUAAAUUGCUGACGAUUUUCUAUGAAGUGGAUCCAUCUGAUGUUAGGAAACAGAAAGGAGCUUUUGGAAAGGCCUUUGAGAAAACUUGCUUCGGAAGAACAGUUCAAGAAAGGCAGAGAUGGGAGCGAGCUUUAAUCAGUAUUGCCAAUGUCUCUGGCUAUUCGUCUAAAGAAUGGAACAAUGAAGCAAGUAUGAUUGAAAAAAUUGUUGCGGAUGUUUCGGAAGACCUGAAUUGCUGCACUCCUUCAAAGGAUUUCGACGAUUUAGUUGGAUUGGAAGCUCAUGUUGAGAAGUUGAAAUCGAUGUUAUGUGUACUGUCUAAUGAAGUGAGGAUGAUUGGGAUUUGGGGUCCUAUUGGAAUUGGUAAGACCACCAUCGCCAGAGCUUUAUACAAUCAGCUUUCUUCUGAUGAUGAUUUUCAACUGAAUAUUUUCAUGGAGAAUGUUAAAGGAAGGUAUAAGAGAAACGAAUUUGAUGGUUAUAGAUUGAAGUUGCAUUUACAAGAACGGUUUCUCUCUGAUAUAUUCAACCAGAGGAAUAUAAAGAUAAGCCAUUUAGGUGUAGCACAAGAAAUGCUAAAGAACCAGAAAGCUCUUAUUGUUCUCGAUGAUGUAGAUGAAUUAGAACAACUACAUGCCUUGGCAGAUCAAACUCAAUGGUUUGGUAAUGGAACCAGGAUUAUUGUGAUUACAGAAGAUAGACAGCUAUUGAAAGCUCAUGGGAUUAAUCAUGUCUAUGAAGUGGGUUUUCCAUCUAAAGGUGAAGCCUUUCAAAUCUUAUGUCGAUCUGCUUUUGGACAAAACUCGGCACCAGAAGGCUACUAUGAUCUAGCUGUUGAAGUUGCAAAACUUGCUGGAGAUCUUCCUUUAGGCCUCAGCAUCUUAGGCGCAUCUUUGCGAGGAAUGAGCGAGGAGGAGUGGAUAAACACGCUACCGCGACUUAAAAAUACUCUAAAUGGGAAAAUAGAAAACCUAUUCGGAGUAUGCUAUGAUGGGUUAGAUGAGAAAGAUAAGGUUCUCUUUCUUCAUAUUGCGUGCUUGUUCAAUGGCGAGAAUGUUAAUCGUGUGAAACAAUUGCUAGCGAGGAGUGCCUUGGAUGCAGAAUUUGGACUUAAAGUCCUUGUUGACAGAUCUCUUAUACAUGUUUGUGCUGAUGGAUAUAUAGUAAUGCAUUGUUUGCUACAACAAAUGGGUAAAGAAAUUACUCGGGGACAGUGUCUUCACGAGCCCGGGAAACGUAAAUUUCUAGUUGAUGCUUUGGAGAUUUCAGAUGUACUUACGGACGAAACUGGUACACCAACUGUUUUAGGAAUAUCAUUAGAUAUUUCUGAAAUCGACCAUCAACUGUAUAUAAGUGAAAAAGCCUUUGAGAAAAUGCCUAAUCUCCAAUUCUUGAGGCUAUACAAGAAUUUGCGAGAUGAAGCAGUCAAGUUGUACUUACCUCAUGGCUUGGACUAUCUACCACGUAAGCUUAGAUUACUACAUUGGGAUUUGUAUCCGUUUAAAUGUAUGCCCUCCAAGUUUCGUCCCGAAUUUCUUGUCGAACUUACUAUGCGAGAUAGCAAGCUUGAGAAGCUUUGGGAAGGUAUUCAGCCACUGACAAGUCUCAAGUAUAUGGAUUUGAGCGCAUCCACAAACAUUCAAGAUAUUCCAAACCUCUCAAGAGCAACAAAUCUGGAGAAGUUGUAUCUUAAGUUCUGCAAAAAUUUGGUCACAGUUCCUUCUUCUUCUCUACAAAAUCUUAACAGGCUCAAAGUCUUGGACAUGUCUUCUUGCAUAAAACUGAAGACUCUUCCAACCAACAUCAACUUGGAAUCCCUCAGUGUCCUAAAUCUGAGAGGAUGCUCAAAAUUGAAGAGUUUUCCAUUCAUUUCAUCGCAGAUUCAAUUCAUGUCUCUUGGGGAAACUGCGAUAGAGAGUGUGCCUUCACUAAUCAAGUUAUGUUCACGUCUUGUUUCUUUGGAAAUGGCAGGCUGCAAAAACCUUAAAACAUUACCACAUUUCCCUGCAAGUGUGGAGAUCUUAGACUUAUCCGAGACAGGAGUCGAGGUAAUACAUAUUGAGCAUUUGCAUAUCCCGUAUGUUUGUGUAAUUGGAAACCGUUGUUAUAAAAAUCCUAUAUGGGGUUGA